Messenger RNA from Entelurus aequoreus (snake pipefish), 2360 nucleotides. It is a transcript of the gene sctr, whose product is annotated as secretin receptor. Bases 54 to 1415 code for a protein of 453 amino acids. NCBI's taxonomy places the organism in Eukaryota, Metazoa, Chordata, Actinopteri, Syngnathiformes, Syngnathidae. Gene Ontology annotation, biological process: adenylate cyclase-modulating G protein-coupled receptor signaling pathway; cell surface receptor signaling pathway. The record is from RefSeq and is a predicted model, not a curated record. Gene Ontology annotation, cellular component: plasma membrane. The transcript is spliced from 13 exons. Gene Ontology annotation, molecular function: G protein-coupled peptide receptor activity; secretin receptor activity; peptide hormone binding.
AGGUGUCAUACCAUUUAAUAUAUUAUAAUAUUCCUUAAUUAAAUAUAGGCACGAUGAAAAAAUCUGGACUGGUUGGCGUGUUACUGAUACAACAGGCAAAAUGGCUAUCGGGUUGCCAUCCUCACGUCCACCUCGUGAAGGAAGAAGAAAAGUGCAUGAACGAUCUACAACGAUUCAAAUCGCUCAUCAUAAAAGAAAACAAUAUGAGCGUACACUGUAAGGGGAUGUGGGAUGAUCUGAAUUGCUGGCCUCCUGCUUCCAUUGGGGAAACUGUCUCUCAAGCAUGUCCAGAGGUGUUCAAUGCAGAGGGAAGAGUGUACCGCAACUGCACAGCCAGUGGUUGGACGGACCUUCUCAUCCCACACCAAGAUGCGUGCGGCUACUCCUUCAACGACACGCUCCUCUUUCUCUCAGAGUCCCACGAUUCCUACUUGUACUUCUCCUACGUGAAGACGAUGUACACCACCGGAUACGCGCUCUCGCUCAUCUCGCUUGUCGUCGCCAUCACCAUUUUCUGUCUGUUUAGGAAGCUGCACUGUACCAGGAACCACAUUCACAUCCAGCUGUUCACCUCCUUCAUCCUGAAAGCCGUCUUCAUCUUCCUUCGGGACUCGCUGCUAUUUACAAACGAGGAGCUCUACCACUGUGACUUUUACCCGGUAGCAUGCAAAGUGGCUCUUCUGCUGUCCAACUACUCCAUCCUGGCCAACUACAGCUGGCUGCUGGUGGAAGGUCACUUCCUCUUCACGCUGGUGAGACGCUCCCUCUUCUCCCUGAAGAAGCACCUGGUCUGGUACCUGGUCCUCAGCUGGGGCUCACCGCUGGUCGUCAUCGUGUCCUGGGCCUGUGCCAAGUAUUUCUACGAGGACGAAGGCUGUUGGGAAACAAGGAAACGCGAGUGGAUUUGGUGGAUACUUCGAGUGCCAGUUCUGCUCACCAUUUUUAUUAAUCUUCUCUUCUUCUUUGGCAUUCUGAGGAUCCUGGCAAGCAAACUGAGGAUGCCUGAUAAACGGAGGAAUGAAUUCAGUCGCUAUAAAAAGUUGAUCAAAUCCACAUUUUUCCUGGUGGUCCUGUUUGGCCUGCAGUACGUCCUCUUUGUUUUCCUGCCUGUGGAAGUCAGCAGCUUGAUGUUCAAGAUCUGGACCUUUGUGGAGCUGGCCCUGUCGUCCAUGCAGGGUUUUGUUGUGGCGCUCCUCUACGCGUUCAUGAACGGAGAGGUCCAGCAGGAGAUCCGCAGGCGGUGGAGGAGGUGGAGGCUCACCCGGCUCCUGCCCAGGAGGCGGCGGCAGCAUCAGGGCUCCAUCAGCCAGAGUGGAUCGCCUCACACUCAGAUGACCCUGCUGCCGUGUUCCACAGGUCACAUGACCGCCGGCGCACCCCCGGAGGACACGGCGGCGCACGCCGAUGCGUUCUAGGGCCACGUGCGGCGUAAACACCCGGGUGGUACACAAUGCAGCGAUGUGUUUUUUCAAACAAAUAAGAACUUUUAGGGAUGGAUAGCGAACAUCAAAACCAUAUUGUGAUAUAUAUAUAUAUACACUAUAUUGCCAAAAGUAUUUGGCCACCUGCCUUUACUCACAUAUGAACUUGAAGUGCCAUCCCAUGGACUUGUCCAAAACGGAGCAUUCAAAGUUCCUUUCACUGGAACUAAGGGGCUAAGCCCAACUCCUGAAAAACAACCCCACACCAUAAUUCCUCCUCCACUAAAUGUCACACUCGGCACAAUGCAGUCCGAAAUGUAGCGUUCUCCUGGCAACCUCCAAACCCAGACUGGUCCAUCAGAUUGCCAGAUGGAAAAGUGUGAUUCAUCACUCCAGAGAAGGUGUCUCCACUGCUCUAGAAUCCAGUGGCGACGUGCUUUACACCACUACACCACUUUGUAUUGGACUUGGGUGAUGUAUGGCUUAGAUGCAGCUGCCCGGCCAUGGAAGCUCAUUCCAUAAAGCUCUCUGCGUACUGUACGUGGGCUAAUUGGAAGGUCACAUGAAGUUUGGAGCUUUGUAGCAACUGACUGUGCAGAAAGUCUUUGGACUAUGCGCUUCAGCAUCCGCUGACCCCUCUCUGUCAGUUUAUGUGGCCUACCACUUGGUGGCUGAGUUGCUGUUGUUCCCAAAAUCUUCACUUUUCUUAUAAUUAAGUUGACUUUGGAAUAUUUAGGAGCGAGGAAAUUUCACAACUGUAUUUGUUGCACAGGUAGCAUCGUUAAAAUUAUGGCUGGUUGAGCAACAAUCGUGUUCCCAUGUUUAGUUUUUACUCAUUUUUACUCAUUGGUUUUUAUCUAGUCUGCACUUUGUCUGUGUUAUUAUUAUUGGCUUUUAUCUAUUUUGCACUUUGUCUGUAUUAUUACUAUUAUCAUUAUU